Pocillopora meandrina is the source of this 7125-nucleotide messenger RNA. NCBI's taxonomy places the organism in Eukaryota, Metazoa, Cnidaria, Anthozoa, Scleractinia, Pocilloporidae. The record is from the annotation of a GenBank genome assembly.
GUGCAUAAUAAACUAGUUCUUUCCGCGCAAUAUCCGCAAUGGCUCGUAAAGCCAGCGACAGGAAAGUCAGAUUGACUCCGUAAGUUGAACAAGAUGGCCUUGAGCGCUAAGUCUCUCCGGCUGUUGUCCUUCGUCCAUGUAGCGCUUGGUGUUUUAGCGAUUAUCGGAGGUCUUGCCGCAAUGUUAGUGACAAAUUAUUACAAUGGACUGUACGGCAUGGGCAUCUGGCUAGGCUGCUGGGUAAGUUAAAUUCGUUACCGCAGCUCUUAUGUAGCUGCUAUAUAAUUUGAUUGUCGGCUCAAAACGACUAACCCGUGCCCGCUGAAUACUGGUACAAUUUCCCUCGAAAGUUACAUUAAGUGGGACGGUAAGAUUUACGCUUACGUAAGGGGUUUCUGUUGUAAGUUGUUUUAGGGCUUCACCUACAUGCUACGAAGUUAGGUGGUACAAAAAUUAUCAUGAAAACAUUCAGUAUAUAUGUGAUAUUUGUUUGCGGUUACGGAAAAGAAGGUAGCGCGUGUGUUUGAGUGUUUAUGUGAGCUCGGUGUUUCUUUUUUUUUUUCUGACUGCCCUUGCGUGACAAAAAUUCUAUACAAUCUGAAUAAAUUUUUUUCCCUCGAUAUUAAGUGUGCGUCGGAGAAAUCUUGAUGAUUUUUGCCGAUAUGAACGUUUCCUGAACAAAAAAUACCAAGGAUACCUGUAGAUAAGUCGAGAAAGACGAGAUCGGGGUACUGAACGGAAAGGAACGUUGACAACGGGCCAGUACGUAAUCAUGGAAAGAACGUUUCAUGACAACAAGAAAGCGGACAGUCCGUCUGUUGUUAACCCAUAUGUCACAUUAACGUCAGAGUUGCCAGGGGUUCUGACAUUAAUUAACAUGAGUGCAAAUAUUGCUGGAUUUUUUACGUCUGACUUGACAACUUUUCCCUUUUUCUAUAAAAAGAGACUUUUUUUUAACAUGAACACACACUUAAAAUUAUAAUAGAUUAAAAAAAAAAAAAAUAUAUAUAUAUAUAUUAUAGGAUGAAAACUAAAUUGACUAUACAAAAUAUAUGAAUUAUAUUUGUAUUUCAAUAUUACAAUGCCUGUAUUCAUUAUUUGGAGUGUUGUUUCUGUUAAAAUUGUUAUUGGAUGCAUCUUUUUUAAAAACAUUGAUAGCAGCCUGGAUCCAUAUAUACAUAUAUUUGUAUAGUGUAUUUAUUAGUUCUUGAUUUGUUUAGAUCAAUGAUGUUUAAGGCAUGGGGACAAUUUUUUUGCCAAAUUAUUGCUGAAAUGUUAAUUUUCUUUGGGAGCAAACAAUAGCAGUUUUAACAAAAGACCAUAGUGAAUGUUUGUUAUUGUAUUGAGUGAAGCUUAAAAGUGAAGCUUUGUAUGCUUUCUGAAUUUAAUAUGUAAUGUUUCAGUACUGGUAAGUUUUACACAUAAUUGGGCAGAUUGGAGUGUAUUUGUUUUGUUACAUAUAGCUUGUUAGUGUGCCUGUUUACAAAAUAACAAUUUUCACCAGCAUAACAGCAAUAUUAUCAUAACAUAAUUAAAAUUUCAAAAAUUUGUAAUAAGGACAGUGCUAAGUCAUGGUUACUCAUGCACUUUUUCAUUUGGUGUCAAGUUAGAACUAUACUUGAAAGGUGUCAAUUAUGAUUAUUGCUAAGUUUUUUUGGGCUGCCUUUAUUUCUGACAUGGUAGUUGAAUCUCAGGUCUUCAGUAAUAUGGUUCAGUUUUUUGAGUGGACAAUUUAUCAUGCCUGUUGUUCUCAUUUUAGUAUUCAAUGCCUAUUUGCCAAAAGCAAGGACAAUAUUGUUGAAUAUAAGUUGUUAACAAAUAGUUUAGACAACAACUCUGCACAUUACUUUACUUUAACUUAUUUCCUUUCUGAGACCCCUAAACCCCCUCCCCUUCCUCAAAACAAACAAACAAUUCAAAAAAGUUACUUAGGCCAUUUGAAAAUUAAUCACCCUGCGUAUGUAGUGAUUUUGUGAUUGCAGCCUGUUUAAUUAUACCAAGAAUGGAAUGAUAUGAUAUUUAAGAGUCAGCUAUCAAUGCAAUCUUUAACCUACAAAUUUCCAUUUCCAUCUAAUUCCUCUUAAGAAUCCUCACUGCAGAAUCAAAAAUGAGACCAUGAGAAAGAAAGUUUGUUUUAAAUGAUUGUGAAUAUAUGGAAUUCAUAUAUAUGAAAAGCAGAUUAUCAAGAAAUGAAUAUGGGAGGGAUCUUUGCUGUAAUGAAACACUGCUUAAGGCCUGUAUGGGAUUUGAACCUAUGACCUCUGUGAUGCCGGUGCAGUGCUUUACCAACUAAGCUAAUGAGCCAACUGGGAGCUGAUCAAUAUGUUGGUUCCAUAUAAACCCGUGAAGUGAUGAAUCAACAACUGUGAAUGUAUGAAAGUUAUAUAUGUGAACUGUGGAUAAAGACGUGAAUAUGAAAGUGAUCUUUGCAAUUAUGAACACUACUUGAGCAGUAGUGAAUAUGAGGCCUGAAAAAAAUUCAGGCCUGUACAAGAUUUGAACCCAAUUGACCUCUGCAAUACUGGUGCAGUGCUCUACCAACUGAGCUAACAUUAGCCAACUGGAAGCUGAUCAUUAUGUUGGUUUGUAAAACCUUGCCAAGUGGUGAAUAAAUGACUGUAAAUAUAUGAAAACAAUAUAAUUGUGAACUGAUUGCAGUUAUGACCACUACCUAAGCAGUGGUAAAAAUAAGGCCUGAAAAAAUAGUUAGUUUUGUUUUAAGCAAGCAAAAAAAAUGUUUAUUAUUGCUGACACAUUUUCAUGGAAAGAUGUAAAUAGCAAAAUCUAAAGAAACAGUCAUUUAAAAAAUAAUAAAAAUGUUGUUCAUAAAAUCAAAUCUCAGACUGAAACAUUAAGUUGAUAAAAUGUGAAUAAAUAAAUGAUGACAGAAAUAUACUUUUGUCAUGACUAACAUCUAGUUUCUCCUUACAACAUCACCCCUUAAUCAAACAUUAAGGUCAUGAGAAUAAAGGAGAUGAUCAUCAAAUAAAGAAUCUCUUGAUUGUUGGAAAAAUUCUCCUUGUCAGAACCCUUGAAUGUCUAGGGAGUAGUAUGGAGAAUAUGCUUACUGAUGUUAGGGAGAGUAAAGGGUUAAUUGCACUCAAUUUUAUAGUUCUGUCAAUUUUGACAAUUUUCUUCUUUUUCUUUUUCAUCUUCAGGUCAUAUUGACAGGUUCGGUUGGAUUAGCAAGUUCUCUGAUGCCUAGGAACUUUUGCCGGGUAUUGAAAAAUAUUCAUAUUCUGAAGAUGUUAGGAAGAUGUUUUUUGGAUGUUCCAUCAAUAAUCAACUAAAUUUUUGUGCAAGGUAUUCAUAGAGAGUUUGUUAUUCUUUUUAGAUUGGAGGCUUUUUGGGAUUUUGUCUGGUUGCUGUUGUCCUCCUGUCAGUUUGCUGCAUUGUAAUAGGAACAGUAGCUGUAAGGCACUUUGAGUUUGAGUCAAGUGUAACUCGUGAUUAUUACAAAGGCAAGGGUACUUUUGGAAAUGAGCAUCAUGAAGAUUUUUACAAAUCAGAAGAAUAUUUUGAAGGGAGGCAUGAAAACGGCCGCAUUGGUCUAGCUGUGUAUGGCUCUCUUUUGGUCAUCAGCUUAUGUGAUGUGUUGUUGUGCUGUGCUUCUAUCUAUGUGUGCCGUGACCUUACUCGCAGUGAACAGGUAUGAGUAAUAUCUAUCUAUCUAUCUAUCUAUCUAUCUAUCUAUCUAUCUAUCUAUAUCUAUCUGAAGGUUAAACUAAUCAAUAAGACAUAACUUUUCUGUGACUCUGAGUUUCACGCUUACACGAUCACCAGACAGAUUUAAACAGUUAAAUACAAUAAUGUACAUUUAAUAAUGCAGCAAAACUGUAAUAUAAUGAAUCAACAAGGGGCUGGCAGAAUGCAUCUAUUGCAAAGAAAAAAGCUUGUCAUGUUGUUGUUGUUAUUUUUUUUUGCUUCUUGGUCAGUUGUGGACAAAAGUGUUGUCCAAGGCUAUUCAUAAUUUUGUUUUUCAUGUACCCUUGUUCCCACCAAUAGCAGAGCAUUCUUAAUAGAAACCACACACAACCUAGUCAAUACCUUGAUUCACUCUGGAGAAGGGCUAACACUUGAAACAUCAGCUUCAGAAACUCUUUAUGGACGACCAAUUUACAUUAUCAACUCAGUUGAUUGACCAAUUAAAGUUAUUUUGUACAGGAGGGAUGAGGGGGGAGGGGGGAGAGAGGUGGCAGUAAUCAAUAAAGGUAAAGGAUUCUGACUUCAGCAAAAUGUAUUUAGGCUCACACUGCUGCUAUGACAUGAAUGCUUGGCAAAUGACUUAGCUUAAGGUCUGAGUAAGCGGGAAGUUCUAGCUUGUGAAAUUCAGUUGCUUGAGUCAUAAUACUCAGCCAAAUAAUGGAAUUAGUGAAGAAGUACAUAGAGGCAAUAUUUGACUUGUCCAAAAUUUUCCUUUUUGUUGCAGGUAACACUUGCAAGCAGUAAUAGCCGUCAUUCAUCAUUAUCUCGUUAUUCCCAACGGAACAUUGCUACUUUACCCAUAGCAGAGUUAGGGUAUAGUCAUCAGAACUGGGCAGAGGUUGUCUUCCAAGGAGCUAUACCUCAACCCCUACAGCCUAUUCAAGGUCAUUUCCUACAGCAUCCGGAUUUUCAGUUUUUUGCACCAUACAAAUUACCGGUGAGUUAAAACUAUGAUUUGACCAUCAGGAACAUUGUACACUAUUUCUCAAUUCUUCUCAAAGUGUUAUUAUUAUCAUUAAUAAUUGUAUUUCUUUAUAAUAUGUAACAUACAAUAAACUAAUGUAGAGUUAGCUUUCAUCUACCAAAAAGGUUUCCAACAACUUUUUUUAUUGCAUCUUAACCCAUUACACCCCAACAUCAAUAUGCAUAUCCUUGUUAAAUUUCCUGAUAAGAAGAAUUUGUUUGAUAAUCAAGAGCUUUUUUAAUUGGUGGUCAUUUCCUUUAUUUUCGUGUCCUAAAUGUGUGAUAUCAUUCAGGGUGGAUAUCAUAAGGAGAAAUUAUAUGCUAGUUACUCUUAAGGGCCAAAGGGCUGAGGAGAAAUUUGAUGAUUCAAUAUGCAGUCUUGUCUUUUAACACUCUCAGGAUUCACCAAAAGGAAUUUCUCUCCAUUGUGAGUGCAUUAAUUAUUAAGAAGAAAUGUGAUCAGAUAAAUAAAAAAUAUAAAUCAGAUAAUGUAAUUUGAUUAAAAUCCAAAUUCUCAGGGCAAAAAUUGUAAGAAAAGUAUGGCAGAUGGUGUGGAAAAGUAAUAUGAAGAUGUUGAGAGUGAUCUGAAUUGUCUUGUGUAUUAACUUUCAAUGGUUUGACUCUCAGAGUCAGGAAGAUUUUAUAUGCGCUUGCUACUUGAUGCUCUUGUAUGAAUUUGAGCAUAGGAUGUGUGAUGAAAAUCAUUUAAUAGGCCCUACUGCACAUUUUCAGGUCAAUUGCGGUAUUUUAUUUUUCAUUUAAUUCCACAUACUAGCAAUUUGAAGUUCAUGCCUUUAAAUGUGAUGACACAUUUUCCUUUCUAAACCAGGACAAUCAUAAUGCUUUAACAGUCACAAGAAGUCACAGGAAAUGUUGUCAAUAGUGUAACUUUGCUUCUUUAAUUUCUGUUUAAUCUGUCGACAAUCAUUACUAAUAUUUUCUUUUCUUCUAAAUGUCAAGAAUUAUGCUGAACUUUACCCAGAGGGCAUUGUUAACCCUGGCAACACACCUGUCAGUGAGGACACCAGACUACAGAUUGUGCCAAAUGAACCACCUCCAGCAUACACACCAACAGAAAACCAAGAACUUUGUCAGCUUCCUGGCUCUUCAUUGGGUGCCUCCUUGAAUUCACACCCAGCAUUGCCAACUGAAGAAAGUGCAUCAGGUCAAGGGUCAACAACAAAUAUUUCAGCUAGAACCUUGACACCAGAAAAUAUGAAUGUAUCGGAAGCAACAAGAGUUUCACAACUUUCCAGUAGAGAACACCCACAAUUUUCAGAGACACCGUCAGAAAAUCUAGUAUCAUGUACCCCAGUUCUUACGCUGCAUGCGGAGAAUUCAACUUUUUCAUCACUGCCUGUGACAUCUUCAGCAGCAGAUACUUCAGAAAUUGUUAGAAGAUCCUCAAGUUUUUCAUCUGUAUCACCAGGAGUUUCUUUGACUUCACUACCAAACUCAGUGCAACUCACUCUAGACAUGGAUCACAUAGCGUCAUCUGAAUCACAAAACAACACUGCACGUCGUGAAACUGUUACUACUCCUGCUGAGACAAAUGGAGAUACAUUCAAGGUGAUAACUACAUUGUAGCUAAGAAAAUAACCACCAUACUGGCUAACAAGAGAAAAAAAAAAAAAAAAAAGAAGCAUGGCCUUUCUGGAUUGCUAGAGAAUGACAUUCCCUGAAGAAUGUUAACUGUUACUGUUUUGCUUCAGCCUAUAGGCCUGGGCUGAAUAGAUGAGCUGAACAAAUUGGAUUAAACCACUUUGAUAUGGAGAGGGCUUGAAAUUUGGUUAUGCCUGAACAGCUGGACCCAUUUUCUAAUAACUAUGAAUCUAGUCAUAAUAAGGGGUCAGGAAUGGCAGAGCUCCCAAAGUAAAUAUCCUUUGUUGAAUCUCUCUUUUACGGUUCUUGACAACUAAACAUAACAUGGUUCCUGAGAACUUGGUUUACUUUAGGAAGAAUUUCAUGUCCACUUUUUGACACAUACAUAUUAAUCUGAUAAAAUUAAUUUGCAGACAAAUACCCUGCUAAGGGUUACCAAUUAGUAUGGUAUCCACUCCUUCCUCCUUUUCCUCAGCCUUUUUUAACAUUGGCAAACCAAUAUCACAUUUUUGUAUGCAAACUAAAGAGUUGAAACAUACUCUUUGAGAUGGAAGCAAAAGUAAUUUCUAGCCCUAAUGUACAGCUUUUUUCCUAUCCUUUUUGAACCUGUCUUUGAUAUAAAGUUUUGUACCUAUGGCAACCACUUUUGCUGCACUGUGGUACAAAAUAAAUAUAUCUCUAUUUUUGGCAAAAUGUGUUUAAUUUUUUACAUGAUCCCCCUGCACCUACUAAGUAAAUUUAAUGUACACUCAUAUUUAAGUAAAGUGGCUUAAAAGUAGGACAUAAUCCAAUUUAGCAACUUUAUUAUUUAAUUGGUGUAAAUAUAUUUUCCUACAAAUUCAGUUGUGAUAUGCC